AUACUGCAUAUUUUGAUGAAAAAAUGAAAAACGUGCAACGCAACGCUCUCAAUAGCUUUGCAAUGCUACAGGUUUUGACGCGUACGAGUGUGGUCACAUACGCUCAGAAUUUCGUUCUCCCUCUUAAACGAACCUGAUCGACCACAUUUUCAUUCUCCCAAUUUGCUGCUGCCCUAGCUUCCCUCUCAAACGAACUUGACCAGCUGCCUCCCAUGGAAGCAUUCAUGCUGCCGCCGCUUCCCUGUUGCCCUAGCGUCCCUCUCAAAUGAAACGAUGGGAAUCAUCAUUUCGGAGCUUGGGUUAAUUGGGUUUGUCGAGACGGAAAGUAGGUGCUUUCUCAGAGGAAGAAGGAAUUCGACAGGUGGAGAACGAUCAUUUUCAACACUAUGCUUUGCUUUGGCAUUACACGAAAUGACUCAAGCCCCAUUUCGAGUAAUGGAUGAGUUUGAUGUGUUUAUGGAUGCACUAAGUCGGAAAAUCAGCUUAGACACUCUUGUGGAUUUUGCAUUGGCACAAGACUCAAAAUGGAUAUUUAUCAUGCCGCAUGACAUUAGCUUGAUUUUGGAAUCGUUGAAUGAUUUGAGGAUCAAUAGAUUUGCCUUGUCAUUUGGACCAAUGGUUGAAAGGCGUUGGAUCUUGUUGGAUUGGUAAUUCACUUUGGCAAAUUCAUGACCAAGAUGGGGUAAUCAAAGACCAUCAAGCCUUCGAUACUAGUUUUAAUAUUUUUUUUUUUGGAUUUGGUUUAUGAUAGUGUUUGAACAUUACUCUUUGUAAUCAUCAUUCAUCAAAUUUCAAUGGUGGAGAACUUGAUUUUCUUUUUUGUUAAACGGGUGGAAAUUUAGUUUUCUUUGUUGUUGAAUUCAUGAUGUUAAAGAAGUGAAGUUUUUAUAAAGAGAUAUUGGUGGAAAUUUGGUUGAUAUAUAAGAUUGAAAAUGCGUGUACUGUUUGAUGAGUGUAUGUCAUAUAUAUACCAAAUGUGAUUGUUCGAUCAAAA
Benincasa hispida (wax gourd) is the source of this 994-nucleotide messenger RNA. Lineage: Eukaryota; Viridiplantae; Streptophyta; Magnoliopsida; Cucurbitales; Cucurbitaceae. The record is from RefSeq and is a predicted model, not a curated record.